Molecule: messenger RNA, 667 nt
Organism: Lolium rigidum
Lineage: Eukaryota; Viridiplantae; Streptophyta; Magnoliopsida; Poales; Poaceae
Product: 60S ribosomal protein L27-3-like
Exons: 1
Coding region: 47-460 (137 amino acids)
Biological process (GO): translation
Cellular component (GO): ribosome; cytosolic large ribosomal subunit
Molecular function (GO): structural constituent of ribosome
Source: RefSeq, a predicted model, not a curated record
CCAAACUCUCCCCCAACCCACCGGCGGCGGCGCAGCAGCAGGUAAGAUGGUGAAGUUUCUCAAGCCCGGCAAGGCCGUGAUCCUGCUGCAGGGCCGGUUCGCCGGCAAGAAGGCGGUGAUCGUGCGCGUGUUCGAGGAGGGCACGCGGGACCGCCCCUACGGCCACUGCCUCGUCGCCGGCCUCGCCAAGUACCCCAAGAAGGUGAUCCGCAAGGACUCGGCCAAGAAGACGGCCAAGAAGUCCCGCGUCAAGUGCUUCCUCAAGCUCGUCAACUUCACCCACCUCAUGCCCACCCGCUACACCCUCGACGUCGACUUCAAGGACGUGUCCACGGCCGGGCCCGACGCCCUCGCCACCUCCGACAAGAAGGUCACCCUCGCCAAGGCCGCCAAGGCGCGCCUCGAGGAGAGGUUCAAGACCGGCAAGAACAGGUGGUUCUUCACCAAGCUCCGCUUCUAGACCCACAGCAGAGCAGUGUCUGCGAGUACUACCCCCCGCUUUACAUUUAGCUUGCCUGUCCUUGGUAUCUGUCGCCUGUGCUAAGAUAUUCCCUGUUUUGUUAUUGAGCAUGAACAAGACUCUGUGUUUAGUGUGGAUCUUAUGAUGAAAUAUGAUGUCUCAUGUGUUGAAUCAUGUGAACAAUAGAUCUGAUUGGAAUUUUGGUCA